This is a messenger RNA of Pyricularia pennisetigena, 993 nucleotides long. RefSeq lists its product as uncharacterized. The transcript is spliced from 3 exons. The record is from RefSeq and is a predicted model, not a curated record. Bases 1 to 993 code for a protein of 330 amino acids. Lineage: Eukaryota; Fungi; Ascomycota; Sordariomycetes; Magnaporthales; Pyriculariaceae. Gene Ontology annotation, molecular function: GTPase activity; microtubule binding; GTP binding. Gene Ontology annotation, cellular component: cytoplasm; microtubule; membrane.
AUGGGAGUCCUAACAAAACCAGACCUUGCCAUCGAGCGGGCGAUGCAAAACAUUGCCAUAGACCACGUUACCGGAAAGCGUUGCGACCUUCUCCUUGGCUAUCAUAUCGUCAAAAAUCGAGGCCCAGACGAUGGGGAGUCCAGUCUUGCUGUUGGUCUGGAGGCUGAGGAGAAUUUCUUCUCCGAACAUCCAUGGGCUGCAUUGAAAAGCACCGAGCAGAACUGGGGCCGCGGCGCUCAAGACCAAGAGUUCCCAAAGCUUAGAGAGGAGAUUAAGACGAAACUGGUGGGGCUGAAAGCUAUGCUGGAUGGCUUGGGGGCGCCGAGGUCUGACCAUACGAGGGCCUUUUCCGAGGACCACGUCUCCAAGAAGUCUAGGCAGGAUUCAGAAGCCCCAAUGUGCGAGAAGAGCCUGAACACUUCCUUGCAGGCGAGAUUGAGCAGCGUUACAUACGUGCCAAGGAGCAGGCUCAAUUUCUGGUCAGUAUUGAGCGUACACAGUCGCCAUUCACACUCAAACCCUCACUUCAACGACGCACUCGCCCGGGCCCAGCAGGAGCGUGUACUGGCAAACAUCAAGACACUCUUUAGGAUGGAUGACGAGACAUGGGACAGCCGCGAGCCGAGCCACGAGCUUCCCGUGUCCAAGGCAGCCUUCAAAUCCCUGCACAUGACCAGUCAUUCCAACGCCGAAUCAAUGCAGCAGCAUAUACACGACGUAUUCAAAAGUUACUACAAGGUGGUCAUGAAGCGAUUCGCAGAUAACGUUUGUCUGCAAGUGGUUCAUCAUUAUCUACUCUUUGCGGAAGAUGGACCACUGAAAGUAUUCAACUCGAAGCUUGUUCACAGCAUGGAUGCAGAACAGCUCGAUGUGAUUGCCGGCGAGAGCGCUGCUGUCAAGUCUCGGCGCAACAAGCUGGGUCACGACAUUGCCACAUUUGAGAAGGCGUUGGAGGUACUUGAUACCGGAGUUGCCAUGAAGCUCCGUCGGUAA